Messenger RNA from Microdochium trichocladiopsis, 2166 nucleotides. RefSeq names its product fungal-specific transcription factor domain-containing protein. Gene Ontology annotation, molecular function: zinc ion binding; DNA-binding transcription factor activity, RNA polymerase II-specific; DNA binding. Gene Ontology annotation, biological process: regulation of DNA-templated transcription; DNA-templated transcription. The coding region runs from base 1 to 2166 and encodes 721 amino acids. The record is from RefSeq and is a predicted model, not a curated record. The transcript is spliced from 3 exons. Lineage: Eukaryota; Fungi; Ascomycota; Sordariomycetes; Xylariales; Microdochiaceae.
AUGCAGCGGGGCCAACAGCAGCAGCAGCAGCAGCAGCAGCAGCAGCAGCAGCGACGACAACAGCGCCCCAACCCGCUGGCCAAGGCAUGUGUGACGUGCCGGACCAAGAAGAUCCGCUGCGACGCCGCCCAGCCCCGGUGCUCAGCAUGUCUCAGCCAGAGCCGCGAUUGUGUGUAUCGCAUCGAGGCUCCACGUAAACGGCCGACCUUCUCACAGAUCGCGCAGCUUCAACAAGACAAGGGAACACUACAUGCCUUUGUGUUGAAGCUCAAGAAGAGUAGCGCCGAGGAGCGCGACAAGUUAUUAGCAGAAGCUGUGGAUGCAGAUGAGAAUGUCUGCGUCGUAUCCCGCUCCGACUCGUUCGCCUCUGAUAAUGUCCUGAGCAAGACGUCGCGGCUGAGACGUCGGUCUAGCCUCGAGACCCCAGACGCAUCGGACGACGAGCUUGACAUUGCACAUUUCAUAUCGGUCGACGAGGCAGGGAAACCCAGGAGCUUUGGCCCGUCAUCUGCCCUCCACAAUCCGACCAAGAGCGACACGGCCGUUUCGCCGUCACAGCAGACCGCGGCGGCCAAGGACCACAUCCGCAACACCCUCGUCGCAAAUGCCGCCCUGCAGAGGCAGCUGGAGCACCGCCUCAACCAGCUAUCUCAUCUCGAUGGCGUGCCCAUCGACCUGGCAUUGCAUCUUCUGAACCUGCACUGGACCAGGCAGCACCACUCGUUUCUUCUCACAUAUCGGCCUGCAAUCAUGCGGGAUCUGCUGUGCUCUGGUCCUUAUUGCUCCACGUUUCUGCUCAAUGCCAUAUUCGCGUGCUCCAGCAAGUUCUCUGACCGGCUAGAGGUGCGGUCGAACCACAAUGACCCGACAACGGCUGGGCGGCUGUUCUUCCGCCGCUGUGAUGAGCUACUAUCCCAGGACGGCCUCCUUAUGCGCCCCAACAUCAACACCGUCAUCGGCCUCCUGCUGUUGGGUUCCACGUACAAUGCCCGAGGCGAGACAUCCAAGGGCUGGCUGUACACGGGGUACGCCCUGCGCAUGGUCUAUGAUUUGGGUCUACACCUUGAUCCGACGGAGACAACGGACAACCCAGAAGAUGUCGAGAUACGUCGCCGUGUCUUCUGGGGCGCUUUCGUGUGCGAUAAACUACAGAGCCUGUAUCUCGGCAGGCCCGUGGCUAUUAACCUGCGUGACUCUCAGGUCUCGCGCGACUUCCUCGACGUUCUUGAGGAGGAGGAGCUGUUCACUCCCCCCCUGGCAGAUAUACGGAUGGGAGGGCAGCUGAACGGGCUGCCGGUUGGCGUUCCAAUCUGCUCCGUGUCGACAUUUCAACAGCUCUGUCUCCUCUCAAAAAUCAUGACGACCAUCAUCAACCGGUUCUACGUUGUGGGGGCGACUUUUUCCAACUCCCAAGACAGCCUGCAGCAGGUGGACAACACCUUGCAGCGAUGGAAGGAGAACCUGGCCCCUAAGCUCGACUUCCAACCGUGGCUGAGCACCACCAACAUGGCACCACCACCCCCGCCGCCGCAGCCGCCCAACAUCAUGAUCCUCCACAAUCUCUACCACUCUCUCAUCAUCCUCCUGCACCGUCCAUUCAUCUCUGACGGACACCUCCGCCGCUCGGCCGCCGCAACCCCGAUCCGGUCCUGGGAGCGCUGCACCGUGGCCGCGUGCCGCAUUACCAGCAUCGCGCUCGCGUACAAGUCCGCCUUUGGGCUCUCGGGAGCACCCUACGUCCUCGGCUACAGCAUCUACGUCGCCUGCACCAUCCACGUCCGCAAUGCCGUGUCGCGAGAGCACAAUGGCCCCGAGCACUUGUCGCUGCUCGUCGCCAGCCUGCGGUGUCUGGACGAGAUGUGCGUCGCCAACCCGGGCGUCGCCAAGCCUGCGGGCAUCAUCCGGCGCCUGGCAGAGGCCAACCAACUCAACCUUGAUAUAGCAACUACCCCAGCUGUCGAUCAAUCCACCUUGAGCUUCGACCUGGACGCCGUCUUCGACAUGUUCCCGUUGCCGCCGAAUAGCGCAGAUGUAGUAGACGUGGGGCUGCACGGAUAUCGACAAGGUCUUCAUUCGGACAUGCCUCUUGACCCUUUGUUUGGACUCAUGGAUGGUGCGGCGGCCAUGAGGUUUGACGACCUGGCAUCGCCGGCAUUAGGGCUGUGA